UGAGUGAGGCUAUUUCUCUCCAUCCCGAGCAGAAACCUCUGUGCUAUUCUUACACAGCUGCAACGUUGCUCCAGCUGCUGUUCUCAAAGGGGACGGACAACAAACCGGUGCUUUUCUGCGUGGCGUGUCAUUCAGAGACUUGCCCGUCAAGCCUAGUGGGACAUCCCGACCAUGGAGGACACUCUCACCUGUACUCCCACCACCUUUUCCCAGGUCUUCGGCCGCCAAGGACAGCUGAUGCAAGCUACUGUGCAAUCUCUGAACAGCCUGAAUGAUCAGAUCGCUCACUUUAUGGUGAACAGACCGAACGCCAUGAGCCAUGAAGAGGACACCUUUCUGCCCACCGAGAGGGAUACUUUGAGCCAAUCCAUGGCUCUAAUGAGACACCUGCUCAUGGACGCACAGGGCAAAAUCCUGAAAAUGAUGGAAGACAACAAGCAGCUGGCUCAGCGGAUCGAUGGGGCCAUCCAGUCGGCCAGCCAGGAGGUGACCAACCUGCGCUCCGAGCUCUCCGCAACCAGCCGCAGACUGGCCGAGUUGGGGGCGUGCAACCCUGCCGGCCUGGAGAACAACCAGCAGAACCACCAUCACCACCUCCACGAUCCUUCGCUCCACCACCGGCAGAAGGCAGUGGUUUCUGAUAUCACUUUCCAGACAGGCAUGUCGAGCUUGAUGGACUUUGGAGCUCCAGAUUCUUCACUUGACAAAGUGUUGCUGAGGGAGGAGGUGGCUCAGUUGCAGGAGGAGGUGCACCUCCUCAGGCAGAUGAAGGACAUGUUGAGUAAAGACCUGGAGGACUCGCACGGCGGCUGCUCGGCCGACACGCUCUCCGCCGCUGAGCUCAAGGUGCAGCUGGGGGAGAAGGAGCAGGAGCUGGAACGUGCCAAGGAGGCCUUACAAGCUAUGAAGGGUGAUCGGAAGCGAUUGAAGGCAGAAAAGGCUGACCUGGUGAACCAGAUGCAGCAGCUGUACACCACACUGGAGAGCCGAGAAGAGCAGCUCCGAGACUUCAUCAGAAACUAUGACCAGCACAGAAAGGAGAGUGAGGAUGCGGUAAAGGCUCUGGCUAAAGAGAAGGACAUGCUGGAGAGAGAGAAAUGGGACUUGCGCCGGCAGACCAAAGAGGCCACAGAACAAGCCAGCGUCCUGCGCUCCCAGAUAGACAUGAAGGAGAACAGAAUCAAAGAGCUGGAGGCAGAGCUCACUAUGGCAAAGCAGUCUCUGGCCACCCUCACUAAAGACGUGCCAAAGCGUCACUCUCUGGCGAUGCCAUCGGAGCCGGUGGUGAACGGCAGUCAGGAGUGGGUGAUGCAAGCAGACCUUCCCCUCACUGCAGCAAUCAGACAGAGUCAACAGACGCUGUACCAUUCGCACCCCGCGGACAGGCAAGCUGCUUUGAGGAUCAGCCCCUGUCACUCCCGCCAGCCCUCCAUCAUCUCUGACGCCUCGGCUGCCGACGGCGACCGCUCAUCCACCCCGAGCGACAUCAACUCGCCCCGCCACAGGACUCACUCCCUCUGCAAUUCCAUGGAGGACCUCGAGGACCAGAAGCGUAAGAAGAAGAAGGAGAAGAUGAGUCUCGGCUCACUUUCUCGAGUGUUUGCCCGGGGAAAAUCGCAACGCAAGUCCUUGGAUCCGGGCCUGUUUGAUGACUCAGACAGUCUCUCCAGCCAGAACCAUCCCAGCCUAUCAGACGGCGAGGAGCAGCUGGAGCGGCUACAGCAGGCGGAGCUUACGCGCAGCAAGCCCAUGUCUCUGUGGAAGGCGGUCACUGUGCAGGCCUGGUUGGAGGUUGUCAUGGCAAUGCCCAUGUACAUGCGUGCCUGUUCAGAGAAUGUCAAGAGUGGAAAGGUGUUGCUGGGGUUGACCGAUGAGGAUCUGGAGCUGGGUUUGGGCAUCAACAGCACAAUGCACCGCAGGAAGCUCCGUCUAGCUAUUGAGGACUACAGAGAAGCAGAGAAUGGACGGGGACUUUCCAAAGCUGCUGAUAUGGAUCAUCACUGGGUGUCUAAGACCUGGCUGAGUGAUGUCGGGCUUCCCCAGUACUCACAGGUCUUCCACAACCAGUUGGUGGAUGGCAGAGUACUGAACUCUAUCACACGGAGAGACCUGGAGGCCAUAUUUAACGUCACCAACAAGUUCCAUGUUACCAGCAUUCUGUCAGCCAUUCAGCUUCUGCAAAUGCUCAACUUUGACAAAGAGAAUAUACAGGCACGUCGUGCUCAGUGUGAAAAUCGAGAUCUGGAUCCGGUGGUCUGGACCAGCCACCGUGUCAUUAAAUGGAUCAGGGACAUUGAUCUUAAGGAAUAUGCUGACAGCCUUCAGAACAGUGGCAUCCACGGUGCAGUGAUGGUUCUAGAUCCGACCUUCAGUGCAGACACCAUGGCCAAGGCUCUAGACAUCCCCAGCAAUAAACACAUGAUCCAUCGUCAUCUAUACGAGGAAAUGAAAGUGCUUCUCAACCCUGCAAGAACUAACCAGGCUCAGGACUACAGGAAAGAGGGUACUCCGACACAUUCUCCUGUCUCAAAUUGCCGCAAAACUGAGGAAGGAUUUUCUCCCAGGCAAAAAGUUGGCAAGAGCCCUUUGAGAUUCAAUCCACUGGUCACUGUUGGGAGAGACUUGACUUUUCAAGGCGGCUGUGGAUCACCACCCAGAGAAGAUCGCAUCAAGAUCCUGCAGAGGACCAAGGGCAGUCCCAUGCACGGUUACUCGAGCAUAGAGAUUACUAAUGUCUGAGGGCAACGGUCUGUGUUUGCCUUGGAUGAACCAGGAACGAUGAGCCUCCUCGAACCUCUAAAUGGACCAAAUAAGCUCAAUUAUUUGUAAAAGAGAUUUGAGAAUUGACCAUUUGCACUUUAGAGAAUUUUGUAUUGGCAACAAAUCACAACUAAGCACUUAAUUAAAAUUUUAUAGACAUGCUGCAUUAAAAAAGCAAAUAUUUUGUUACUAACAUAAUACAUAGAUGAACUUGUCCUGAUUCCCGUAAAAUUCCAGUCAGAACUGUAGCUAUGCAGCUAAAAUCAAUACCACAUGUUCAGAUGUCCAUUCCCUACAUCAAGGUCAUCACAACACUGUGCUUGUUUAAAGUUACGGGAAAUGCUGGAACGAGGAAUAGCGCUGUGAAUUUAUUGUGAAAAUACUUUGAAUGCCACAAUGAAUAUUUUCUUUGUUUUAAUACAUCUGUUGACAUCUGCUAAGAUGUUUGUGUUUUCAGAGUCUCAUUUGCAUAUAAAAUUAAAAGCAACCACCACUUUAGUAGCAAUGUAGUGUGGGUAAUAGAUUAGUCUCAUAAGGAUUACUCCAGUUUAAUUGAAAUGAGUUUUCCCGCAUAAUAUAUAUAUAUAUAAAAAAAAAUCUUUUGGGGAAUUAAAGAAAGAAAACUUUUUUCUCUUUUAUUCCCUGUUUGUGAUUUUUAACAUCUCUGUCUUACCAUGCAUGCAGUUCAAUUUGUUCAAUGGAAUAUAUUUGUAUAUAAAUGCAUUGUAUAGUGACUAUCAAUCACAAUAAGGAAAUGAAAGCGUGAUCUGGUUGGAAAGUCUUUAAUCUUUUUUUUACGGAGUCAGAGAAUUAUUUUCUGUCAUAAGCAGUGUUCCUAGAAGAGUGUAUGAAAAGGUAAAAUGCAGUAUGCAAUCUACAAGCCAAUGAAGCACAUGCACUGCACAUGCUACAGCUGUGUUAUCCCACUUGGAGCCACGGGGCAAGGAGAGCAAAACAAGUUUAGCAGCUCAGCGUGCUAAACAGCCCCUGUCAUUGGGUCCACACAGAUUAGAUGACACGAAUCGAUUAAUGACUGUGUUUCAUAAAUUCAACCAAUCACUAUUUUCAGAUCUUGUUCAAGAUCUGGUUAGGAAUGGCAACUAUGAAUCACCGAUUUCCUGCUGGGUUUGACUCAGAUUGUCUACUGAUAGACAGUUUGUCGUCAAUUGCACAGCAUACCAGCGCUAGGAGAUGCACAGCUCAAGAAUAUAUCAGUAAUGGUGCAUUUUUAAGGUGGGUUUUGCAAUCACUAAUCAUUUUAUAUCACUGUAUCUUGUGGCAUUAGUGAAACUGUAAUUUUGAGAAACAUUUGUAUAUAGAUUCAUACCAUGUGUCAUUGACACAAUAAUCUGUAUAGAAAAAUAAAGCUCUACAUAUAUGUA
Onychostoma macrolepis is the source of this 4142-nucleotide messenger RNA. RefSeq names its product kazrin, periplakin interacting protein b (gene kaznb). The record is from RefSeq and is a predicted model, not a curated record. NCBI's taxonomy places the organism in Eukaryota, Metazoa, Chordata, Actinopteri, Cypriniformes, Cyprinidae. Bases 172 to 2739 code for a protein of 855 amino acids. The transcript has 17 exons. Gene Ontology annotation, molecular function: protein binding.